AUGGAUGGACCAACAACGUUCUCAGACGAUGGACGAGCAGUCAUCGAGCGCGUUCUCGCAUCAGAAGCAUCGUUACAAUCGUCCAAUACAGAAGCUGCUCAGGUCUGUAAGCUUUAUCAAGUCGAACGGACCAUUGAGCUAGGGCGUCAACAUGGAUUCAAAAGCAUUGCUUUACAGUUCCCUGAUGAAUUGCUGAAUGUUUCAACAUUGAUCGCAAAUCAUCUUCGACGAGCACUCGGUCGAGAUGUGUUUAUUCUGGCCGAUACAUCUUAUGGAAGCUGCUGCGUCGAUGAAGUGGCAGCUGAACAUGCUUCUGCUGAUUUUGUGGUUCAUUACGGAAGAGCUUGUUUAAGCCCAACAAGGAGGCUGCCAGUUCAAUACGCAUUUGGACAAGCCACAAUUAAUCUGGACAAUGUAGUGGAGAAGCUUGAUGAAGUGUUUCAGGGUCAUUCAGACAAGCAUGUACUGCUUAUGUACGAUGUGGUAUAUGCAUACUGCAUUGAUUCGUUAAGGAGUCGACUCUCUGGCAAAGAUUGGCCAAAUCUAGUCAUAUCAACCGUCGACUCUGAACGGUUGACCAAUGAUACAAAUGUACAGAGUGGCAGGCAGUACACUCUGACUAAGGGAACAAGCAGCAAUGAUUAUACCCUGUUUUAUAUCGGUGGCGAGAGUUUGACUCUGACCAAUAUCAUUAUAACGCAUCCUUCCUGUCCAGUGAUUGCAUACAAUCCUGAUACCCAACAAUGUCAACCUCAGUCCUCUCAAGUCAAUCGCUUAUUGAAUCGAAGGUUUCAUUUUAAAGUUUACCAACGCGAAUAUUUCGAGUCCCCUGUUUUAAGACCUGCAUUCGUGACUAGGUAUUUCAUGUUGCAAAAGGCUAAAGAUGCAGACGUGUUUGGAAUUGUAGUUGGAACACUUGGAGUUGCAUCUUAUUUGCCAGUCAUCGACCAUCUCAAAUCGCUCAUUGCUUCGAGAUCAAAGAAGUCAUAUACGCUGGCUGUUGGCAAGCCGAAUCCAGCGAAACUGGGGAAUUUCAUGGAAAUUGAAUGUUUCGUCUUGGUAGCAUGCCCUGAAAACUCAUUGAUUGAUUCGAAAGAGUUUUUGAGACCUAUAGUCACACCCUUUGAGCUGGAGUUGGCUUUAACGAGUAGUGAAGAAUGGGUUGGACGGGAUUUAGCAUAUGUCACGGAUCUGGAAGUGAUGAGGGAGCGACUAGAACAGGAUUUGACUGUCGCGAAGGAUACCAAUGGUGGUGGUGAUGAAGUACGAGAGGAUGAUGAUGGCGAAGGUGGUGCUGCUCCUCACUUUUCGCUUGUUACUGGUAAGUACAAGCAAGCUAAAACAUAUAUUGCUUCAUCAUCACAUCAGCCAGCCAAAGAUGGUGCAGUGGACGAUGAUUCUACUAUGGUGUUGAGGAAUCAGAAUACGGCCUUGACCGUCAAUUCUGGAAGUAGUGCUGCUGUAGAGUAUCUACAGCAACGGACGUAUCAAGGAUUGGAUGCUCGUAUAGGGCAGACUGAAGCAGGAGAUGUGAUUGAAGGGCGGUCUGGAAUAGCGAGAGGGUAUGUGGGCGAAGCUGAAAAAUUGGAGCACUGA
Synchytrium microbalum is the source of this 1596-nucleotide messenger RNA. RefSeq lists its product as uncharacterized. The transcript has 7 exons. Gene Ontology annotation, molecular function: 2-(3-amino-3-carboxypropyl)histidine synthase activity. NCBI's taxonomy places the organism in Eukaryota, Fungi, Chytridiomycota, Chytridiomycetes, Synchytriales, Synchytriaceae. Bases 1 to 1596 code for a protein of 531 amino acids. Gene Ontology annotation, biological process: protein histidyl modification to diphthamide. The record is from RefSeq and is a predicted model, not a curated record.